Messenger RNA from Sarcophilus harrisii (Tasmanian devil), 1732 nucleotides. RefSeq names its product sclerostin domain containing 1 (gene SOSTDC1). The transcript is spliced from 2 exons. NCBI's taxonomy places the organism in Eukaryota, Metazoa, Chordata, Mammalia, Dasyuromorphia, Dasyuridae. Gene Ontology annotation, molecular function: BMP binding. Gene Ontology annotation, biological process: negative regulation of BMP signaling pathway; negative regulation of Wnt signaling pathway. The coding region runs from base 293 to 949 and encodes 218 amino acids. The record is from RefSeq and is a predicted model, not a curated record.
CCCCUCGCGCCUCCCUCCCCCAACCCCCAGCGUCUCUAUAAAGGACGGGAGGCAGGAGAAAGUUCCCACUCGGAGCGGGCGCGCUGGGCGGCUGGCACGGGGCGCGGAGAGGCGGACGGGCCGAGGCGGAGGCUGGACGCGGGGCCACACGGCCCGACAGUCGGACGGCAGCGGAGGGACCGAGCCGGCGCACGAGGAGGCAGGGAGGCCGGCCGCGGAGGCUGCGUCCCGCCGAUUGCCCGCCGCUCCGCAGCGCAGCUCUCUCGGCUCGUCCGGUCCCGCUCGGCUCGCCAUGCAGCUGCCCACCGUCCCCGGGGCGCUGGUGCUCCUGGCGUGCGUCCUCGCCCGAGGCGGCGCCGGCUUCAAGAACGACGCCACGGAGCUCCUGUACUCGCACGUGGUGAAGGCGGCUGCGGGGGGAGCCCAGGCGCUCGGCCUCAGCGGGGGCGGGAACAGCAGCGCCCUGAACCAGGCUCGCCACGGCGGCCGCCUCCCGGGCAGCGGGGCCACCUCGGGGCUGGAGGCCCGGAACAGUCGAGUCCAGGUGGGCUGCCGGGAGCUGCGUUCUACCAAGUACAUUUCCGAUGGCCAGUGUACCAGCAUCAAUCCCCUCAAGGAGCUGGUAUGUGCCGGAGAGUGUUUGCCGCUCACCGUGCUCCCCAAUUGGAUCGGAGGAAGCUUUGGCACCAAAUACUGGAGCCGGAGGAGCUCCCAGGAAUGGCGCUGCGUCAACGACAAGACACGCACCCAGCGCAUCCAGCUCCAGUGCCAGGACGGGAGCACCCGGACCUACAAGAUCACCGUGGUCACUGCCUGCAAGUGUAAGAGAUACACUCGGCAGCACAAUGAGUCAAGCCACAACUACGAGAGCAUGUCGCCCGCAAAACCUGCACCACAUCACAAAGAGCGGAAACGAGCCAGCAAAGCUAGCAAGCACAGCCUGAGCUAGGGAGGCACUUGGCGCUUACCCAGAGCUGACCGGUGGUCCUGUACUCCUGCAUCAAGUGCUCACUGCAUCAAGACCGAACACUUUCAUUGCCGUGCGCUCACUUCCAAACCUCCGCUCGUUGCUUUGCUCAAGCCCAGAAGGCAGCUGAUAUAUAAGGAUCUUCUUGGGGACGACUGUUUUUCCUUUUCUGAUUUUUCAGGAUGGGUGUUCGUGCAAGCACCGAUUUUUCUCUAAACCCAUCGCCAAGAUUGAAAUGUAUAUGAUUUUUGAAAGAUGAGCCUCGGCCCUCUGUGACUCCCUCCUGCCCCCAAGCCAAUCCGAAAGGCGCAGAAUUGUUACCAUGAAUUUUCACUUGCGUUUUAUUUUCAGAAAGGUGCUUCACUAUGAAUUUUCAUGGGAAACAUUUCACGAGUCAAGAAAUAGUGCCCCUGUUGAGUAUUUUAAUGAAUGUCUGGUAUUUCUGCUCCACAUGAGACCCAGUGAUUUCUCCAAAAUUCAUGGUACGAAAUCCUGGCUUGCAUGCUCACCUCCAGUUAUCAUGUUUGCCAGAAAUGCAUGGCAGCAGCUGCAAAUUGAAUCCGAAGAACUAUUUAUUUGUCAUUGUGAUUAUUUAAUGAGCUUGGACAUGUGGUUUUUUCCAAAUGUUCAUUUUUUUUUUUGUUGUUUUGUUUUGUAGCUUUUUCAAGUACCUAAAUAUUUUCCCAUGAUUUGUGGUUUGAGUUAGGGGAAAAACAACAACAACGAAUAUACAUCGUGUACAUAUGUAAAAUAAAUGUCUUAGUC